This is a messenger RNA of Neocloeon triangulifer, 3993 nucleotides long. Its product is annotated as oxysterol-binding protein-related protein 2. The record is from RefSeq and is a predicted model, not a curated record. Gene Ontology annotation, cellular component: cytosol; intracellular membrane-bounded organelle; membrane. The transcript has 20 exons. Gene Ontology annotation, molecular function: protein binding; sterol binding. The coding region runs from base 158 to 3238 and encodes 1026 amino acids. Lineage: Eukaryota; Metazoa; Arthropoda; Insecta; Ephemeroptera; Baetidae.
ACGUGACUAUGCGGCGAAUGUUUUGAUUUUUGAUUUUCUCAGUUAGUGACUAGUGUGACAAGAGAAGCAAGCCGACCUCCGCAACGCCCGUCCGAGUUUUCAAAUCCGCAGGACGAACGCUCGAUGCGGUCGCCGAGGUGAUCCUCCGAACCGGAACAUGAGCGGCAUGGAAAUCGAGGAAAUGCUGCUUUACAGCGCCAGGCACGGCGACCUGUCCAUGGUCAGGGAACUGCUCGAAGCCAGGGCGCUCGGCAAGGUCAACUUCGACAUCAGUUGCAAAGGUCAGGCUAAGAGCAAUCAGGGUUGGACACCGUUGCACCUGGCAACUUACUUCGGACACCCGCGGAUGGCGCAGCUUUUGCUGGAAAACGGCGCCGACAUCGACGCCCUGAAUGACGCCGGCGACACACCUCUUCACAAGGCGGCCUUCAUCGGCAGAGAGGACCUUGUUCUGCUACUAUUGGAACGUGGGGCGUCCAUCGGCGUCAUAAAUGGCGAGGGACAAACCCCUCGCCAUGUCACCGACUGUCCUGAAGUGGCCAAACUUCUGCUGGCCGCCGAGCAGACGGACUCGAGGAGGCGUGAGGAGCGUCUCUUGGCGGCUGCCAGAAGCGGCCAACUGGAAACCAUUCACCAAAUGUUGCGGGCCGAGAGUGCACCAAACAUAAAUUGUCAGGACAAUCAGGGCAACACUUGCUUGCACUGCGCCGCUUACAGAGGACACAAGGAGGUGGCCGUGUUGCUUUUGCAGAACGGAAUCGAUACCAAGGUUAAAAAUAACAGAGGACAGACUGCUUUGGAUCUUGCCAAGGAUGAGCAAAUGCAUCAAGUUUUAAGUGUGCAGCCUGUGCGGAGGUUGUUGAAAUCUGCAACCAGAUUUGAGGGAAUGCUUCUGAAAAGGUCCAGAUUCCUGGGCUGGAAACCAAUUUGGGUUGUGCUUGAAAGAGGCGUGAUGGCGUACUUUGCGUGUCGGGCAGACGCGUGCUCAGGAGUGAAACGAAAGGACUUCAAGUACCUGGACGGCGCCCGAGUGGUGCCCAUCGAAACGGACGAGUGCUCCUUUUUGGUCAAUUUCUCCGACUCGACCGUGCACAGAUUGAGUGUUGUGAACGACGGAGAUGAUGCUCAGCAAAUCAGUAGACAGAAAUGGUUGAAUGCGCUGCAAGAGCACGCUGCCUUCAGUAGCCACUACCUCAGCCAAGGCCAAGCCAGCAUAGAUGAGGAGGACGAGGAGCCGAACACCGUCAAGCCUCUUGGGUCAAUGCAGGACGCUCUUCAGACUGCAGCAGCGCAUCACCAAGUGCUUGCCCAGAAAUUAGCAGACAGCGCUGCCAUUUUGGACUCUGCUCAGAGUAGCUCUUCCUUCCAAGACAUGACCUUAGAAAUCCACAAAAACUUCCAAAUGGUUUCGGACUCGGCAGCAAGCAUGCUCGGAGCCCUCAGCCACUGCCUUACUUUGUUCCAGCAGCAGGAAGAGGUUCGUGUGUUGCAACUGCGACAGGAGCAGGAGCGCGUGAGGGUUUUGGAGGAGGCUUUGCACGUUUUGGCCAGGGAGCACCACGAGCUGGAGCAGUCGGUGGCCAUGUCUCAAGCAGGCUCUCCGCCCAACAGCAAACGCAGCUCCCGCCUUUUUGACCCGUCAGACGAUGAGUUCUACGAUGCCUUUGAAGCAGACUCGGACAGUGACACCUUAGUCACGGCAGCCAGCCCUGAUUCCGACACCCUUCGCAGUUUCAACAUUGGCGGCCUCAGAGAAUCAGCCUCGAGUUGCACCCUGGUCUCAGGAGCGAUGAGCCCAGUUUCCAACAUGUCCUUUCACAGCGCCCUUGACAGACCACACAGCCGACGAACGCUUGCCCCAACUGGCCACAGGCAGACUCUGCCGGUGCCCAUGUUCAGUCAGAAUGACUUCAACCUGUGGUCCGUUUUGAAAAACUGCAUCGGCAAGGAGCUCAGCAAAAUCACAAUGCCAGUCAUUUUUAACGAGCCCCUUUCGUUCCUGCAACGCAUGGUCGAGUACAUGGAGUACUCGCGCCUGCUGAGGACGGCCGCGGAACAAGAGGACCCCGUCGACCGCAUGAAGUAUGUGGCGGCCUUCGCUGUGAGUGCUUUGUCUUCCAACUGGGAUCGCCUCGGCAAACCCUUCAACCCUCUGCUCGGCGAGACUUACGAGCUCGAGAGGGAUGAUUUCAGGGUGAUUUGCGAGCAGGUCAGCCACCAUCCUCCAGUGUCCGCUUUCCACGCAGACAGCCAAGACUUUAUUUUCCACGGCUCCAUCUAUCCGAAACUCAAAUUUUGGGGCAAGGACGUGGCCAUUCAGCCUAAGGGAACCGUCACUGUCGAACUGCCAAGAUGGGGCGAGGCGUACACGUGGAGCAACGUAAACUGCUACGUGCACAACAUCAUUGUGGGCAAACUGUGGAUGGAACAGUCGGGCACGAUGGAAAUCGUGAACCACCGCACCGGCCACCGCGCCUGCCUCACCUUCAAACCCGCAGGCUGGUUCUCCAAAGAACUGCACCGUGUCGAGGGCUUCAUUACUGACAAUAAAAAAAACAAACUAUUCUUCUUGUACGGCAAAUGGACGGAUUUCAUUCGGUGCACCGACUUUGACUCAUACGAGUCCUACUUUAAGGAAAACGCGCACAAGUUCAGAAAGGACAGCGACAAGAAAAGUGGCUCGACGAGCAGUCCGUCGCACUCGCGCGUUCUAAAAAAGCUCAACAGCCUGAAAAGUCCGUUCAGGAGCAGUCGCGACGAGGGUUUGAGCGGCGGCCCCUCCCUCAACCCCGAUGACCAGCCGCCCCCGGAAGUUCCCGAGGGCGAAAUCCCAAAGUCGGACUCGACCUACUCCAUCGACAUUCCUAAUUCGAGCGUCCUGUGGGAGGCACGGCCGCGACCGCCUAACACCAGUGAUUAUUUCCAGUUCACGCUAUACGCGAUGUCACUCAACGAAAUGGAGCCAGCAAUGCGAGAGAGAUUAUGUCCUACGGAUUGCAGACUGAGACCUGAUAUUCGUCUCUUGGAAGAGGGAGACAUCGACGGUGCGGCCACUGAGAAGACGCGGCUGGAGGAAAAACAGAGGGACGCGCGGAAGUUGCACAAAGCUGCAAAAGGAGAGGAACCUGCAGCCAGGUGGUUUUGCCAAGGAACGAAUCCGUACACGCGACAGGAAGAUUGGUUGUACAGUGGUGGCUAUUGGGACCGCAACUUUGAAGGUGUCCUGGACAUUUUUUAAUCUCCGCCAAAUAAAUCCGCACAUAUCCGACGUCGCUUGAGAAUUUUGCGCGAUCCAAACACAACGGAAACUCCUCGUUUAUGGGCUGCUUAGCGACAAUAUCUGUGUGGCUUAUUUUCUUAAUGCUCUUCUGGCAACGAGAGAAAAAUGCAAUAAUCUCAACUACGACGUGAACUGCCGGAGGAAUUUUUAUUUCAACAUGUUUCAAUUGAUCUGCAUUUCUCCUAAAUAAUUUAUGCAUUUAUGUUUACGGAAUCCUUGCAUGUUUCUCCUAAUUUUUAACAAAUCGGUGUCAGUUAUAUCAGUAGAGUUGUUGCAAGAAUCUUAGCUCACCAAGUCGACAGUUCUCCUUAAUGCAGCUUUUAUUAUAUAUUUUGUGACGCGAAUCCAAAAAUUACGAUUAUUAUAAAACACACGAAUUUACUUACCUCUUUUGAAAGAUGAAAAUUUUGGAAACGAUCACACUUAGAAUUAGUUUUGAAACUCCCUAAUCUCUAUUUUAUAAUUCGAAUUUCAACGCAUUGAACUUUAAAAUUAAAUUAACACGGGAAAUUCCUUUUUCAAGAAACUGUCGAUCGUCCAAGCAAUGUUGUAGACCAAAACUCGUCAAUAUAUAUGUAAAAAAAAAACAUUGCCGAGACCUUCUUGUGGGAACUAGCCAAAAAUUACUCAAUGUAUAGAGAGCUGUAAAAUUGCAUGUAAGAUAAAACAAACCAAAGACGCUAUAUUAUAAAAUGUACAAUAAACAAAGCAAC